UGACACUUGUACAGUUCUUUGUUUUGGAGUAAAAAAAAGUGGGUGUUACGAAAAAUUUCUAGCAAUUAGAACUGGAAAUAUAACAAAUUAAUUAUUAAAACAAAAAACUAAGGAAUCUCUAAUCUAAUGUGAAUCGAGUACAUGUGACAAAAGGACAAAAUUUGUCCAAUACUGAAGUAAAACAACAAGUGCGUUAUUUGUUUAAUUUCUCAUUAAAUACAAGCAGACAAAAUGCCGAUUUUAUACAGUGUUGUCGCUCGUGGACCGACAGUUUUGGCAAAAUAUGCUUCCUGUGCAGGGAAUUUUGAAGAGGUCACUGAACAAAUUUUGGCGAAAAUUCCACCAACCGAUGACAAAUUAACUUACUCUCAAGGACCAUAUUUAUUUCACUAUAUUUGUGAAAAUAGAAUUAUUUACAUGUGCAUCACUGACGAUGAUUUUCAAAGAUCUAGGGCAUUUCUUUUUCUCAACGAAAUUAAGAGAAGGUUUCAGGCUGUUUAUGGAGAAGGUGCCCUAACUGCAUUAGCAUAUGCAAUGAACACUGAAUAUGGACGUGUUUUGGCUAACGAAAUGAAGCAUUACAGCGAAUCUAAGGAUAUUGACACACUAUCGAGGGUUCACGGAGAAUUAGAUGAACUCAAAGACAUUAUGGUUAAGAACAUUGAUAAUUUAGCAAUGCGAGGAGAAAGAUUGGAGUUACUUGUAAACAAAACAGAAAAUUUGUCCGCAAAUUCCGUGACAUUCAGAAAGACAAGCAGAAAUCUAGCACGCUCUCUAUUUUGGAAAAACGUUAAAGUUUACGUCAUUAUUGCUGCCGUUAUCAUCGGAAUUAUUUAUAUCAUAACAUCGAUAGCUUGCGGAGGUCUAUUGUGGUCAGAUUGUGUCAGUCAUGGCAACAAUACCAAAAAUUGAAUCAAAAGUAUCAAUUUUCAUCAGCAUUGAACGACUUUCACUGCUACAAACAGACACUGAUAUUUAUUUAUAAAAAAAAAACACCAGUGUAAAAAAAAAUUGACUAUCAGGUGCAACCUAUUAUGAAAUCUAGAUAUAAUUUUUAGUAUGAAUAAUGUUUCGUGGGUUAAAAUUAAAUCUGUACAUAAAUUAAAUCAUUCGCUAAAUAAUUUUUUAUACAAGAAUAAAAGAAUAUGAUGAUGAUGAUGAAAAAAA
Molecule: messenger RNA, 1167 nt
Organism: Leptopilina heterotoma
Lineage: Eukaryota; Metazoa; Arthropoda; Insecta; Hymenoptera; Figitidae
Gene: Vamp7
Product: vesicle-associated membrane protein 7
Exons: 6
Coding region: 232-912 (226 amino acids)
Biological process (GO): exocytosis; vesicle fusion
Cellular component (GO): SNARE complex; membrane
Molecular function (GO): SNAP receptor activity; SNARE binding
Source: RefSeq, a predicted model, not a curated record